Molecule: messenger RNA, 882 nt
Organism: Histoplasma mississippiense
Lineage: Eukaryota; Fungi; Ascomycota; Eurotiomycetes; Onygenales; Ajellomycetaceae
Exons: 4
Coding region: 1-882 (293 amino acids)
Source: RefSeq, a predicted model, not a curated record
AUGAAUGACCUUCCCGCUAGUCCAAACCAUGAAUUGUAUAGCAUCACCGAUGGCGUAGUUGUCAAUUGUGCUUAUGCUUUGGUUCAAGUUAUUGUCUGCUCUAGAGCAGAUAUCAAUGCACUGACGGGCCGCCAUUCAUCCCGCAGCCUCGCAAGAUUUGAAUCCUCCUCUGAUGCCAUAGAUGUCUUGGAUUUUGUCAGCAACCGGUCCAUGAUAGCCAGAAUUUUGUAUUAUUACAAUGCUAAGCUCAUGUCCCUCAUGUUCGAUGACCUCUCGCUCGGAUUAGAUAUGGAAGGAGUCAUAGCAGGCCGCGAAUAUGGCCGCUUGAUGGAUCAGCGAUUAGCCCCUGACAAAGAGUGGUUCUUCAGAGAUUACAGGGUUGAGAUGCUUGCCCUGGAAAGCUUGAAUUUGGAGGAAGUUGGCAUAUAUAAUGACUCAAGGGAUCCCAAGAUGUUCCGUGCAAACCUGCGCAUCAUUGAUGGGACUGUGAAUGGGUCAGAUAUUAGAGAUGCCAAAAUUCCCCGCAUGAUGGGCAGGCCAUUGGCAGGGCUCAUUGACAGCAGCACUAAGUCAUCUACUUUUGAAAAUGUGGGCAAGAUGAGUUCGCUGGUCACUAGCGCGCUUGGGCCAUUGGAGCCUUCGGCAAACCUGACUCCCAUAGAUCUUAUGUCUGCUGCUGCUUCGGAUGUUAGUGAGAGGAGUGAGAGUGAUGAGAGCAACGACCUACAGGUCAUUCUCGCGCAGGUGCCUUUGGUCUGCAGUGGAAUCGAGGAGAGCAAGAGCAGCAAUUAUAAACUGUUGCAUUUCUUCUUCCACAGCAUUAGAGGCUGGGUGGGAUACCAGCGGUUCGUUUUGGAGGAAAUUAUUCAUCUCCCAUGUUGA